CAUGGCGGCGACUGAGAUGUGGCUAUAAGCAAGUGGACAGCUGCUAAUGCCAGGCUCUAGAACUGAAUUGAAACUUAAACUUUGAGAAUUUCAUGUCAGUUCAAAGACGAGUUAUUCGCAAAAGUUUGGCGAAUUCGCUGACACUUCGCAUGAAGCCGUUUCCCGUUUCUCUCAGCCACAGGGACAACGGUAAUGGAAGACGAGGAGAGGCUAAAGAAGCUCGAGGCCGGCAAAGCAAAGUUGGCUGAGUACCGGCAGAGGAAAGCACAUGCGGAUGGACAGAAGAUGCAGAAGAAGAAGAAGAAAAGGAGGAAAGGGCCGGAGGACUCUGAGGGAGAUGGCCAAGGGGCCGGAGAGGCGGAGCAUGAUCAAUCUCUGGUGGAAGAAGUCCCUGGAGGCGGAGGAGGCGGAGGAGAGGAAGGGGACCAGGCACCGACCAGAACGGAGUACAGCUUUGCCAGGACCCUGCGCAGCGGAGAGACGGUCAAACAUGAUCAAACGUACACCAUAGAGCCUGAGAGUGAGUUGUCCACCACAGCUGAAGACUAUUCGUCUGAGGUAAACGGAUGCCAUGAGACGACUGAGAUCCCAAUGCAGUCCUACACGGAGUUUAUCUGGGAGGAAGUGGACCCUCUGCAGAAGGAGGGAAAGGAAGGACGUGUCCAGGACGUGGAGGAUGAACUGGCAGCCAAAAGCCGGGCGGUGGAGGAGCUGAGAGGAGAACUGGAGGAGGUCCGGUCUGCCUUCGAAGGGGUACAGCAGCUGCAGGACUUUGAAGCGGCUCUGAAACAGCGGGACAGCAUCAUCACCCAGCUCACAGCCAAUCUCCAACAGGCUCGGGAGGAGAAGGCCGAGAUAAUGAGAGAGUUCCUGGAGAUGACUGAGCAGAGCCAGAAACUGCAAAUUCAGUUCCAGCAGCUUCAGGCCGGAGAGAUGUUGCGUAACAGCAGCCACAGCAGCGCGGCAGCCGACCUCCUGCAGGCCAGGCAGCAGCUACUCCUCUGCCAACAGCAGGCGGACGACAUGGCCGCCAAGGUCAAAGGUCACGAGGAAAGAAGCGCGGAGCAGCUUCUGAUGGUCACUCAGCUCCAACACCGCCUCAGCGAAGCCGAGAUGGUUGAGAGGAGAACAGAAGAAUCUUUUGCACAAAGGCUAAAUGAAAAAGACCUGCUGAUUGCUGAACAAGAAAUAAUGAUGUUGGGACAUGAGCGUGCCCUUGCCCAGCUUAAAGAGGAGCUAGCACUCUCGGGCUGCGGGCAGGAAUCGUUUACCCAAAGGGCGAAUGAAAAAGACUUGAUGAUUACUGAACAAACUGCAAUAAUUACAGGGUAUAAGCAUACACUGGCACAUCUCAAGGAGGAACUUGAGCUGGUAGGAAGGAGGGAGGAGGAAUCCCACGCACAGAGGCUACGAGAGAAAGACCUGCUGAUUGCGGCGCGAGAAAAAGGCAUGUUGGAAAGUGAUCACUUACUGGCCCAGCUCAGAGGAGAAGUGGCGGUCUCAGAAACACAACUGAAUGACCUCAGACAGCACAUGACUGUAAAAUCCCAAGAGCUGGAAAGUUGCAAGGCUCAAUUGGACAGCUCCAAGGUGGAACUGGAAAGCUACAAAACUCAAUUGGACAGCUCCAAGGUGGAACUGGAAAGCUCCAAGGUGGAUCUGGAAAGCUGCAAAGCGGAGCUGUCAAGUUCCAGACAGAAGGAGCGGAUGUCGUCCGGUGAGAUCCAGCAGCUGAUGGGGACCGUGGAGAACCUCCAGAAGCGAUGCCACCAGGGGAGCCUGUCUGACAGCGAGUCACUCCAGAGGACGGACGCAUCCUCCGGGAAGCUGGAGCAUCUCCGUGCCGAGCUUGACGAGAUGUACGGCCAGCAGAUCGUCCAGAUGAAGCAGGAGCUUCGCUCGCAGCACUCGGCGCAGAUCGACCGCCUGACGGAGCAGCAUCGCGCAGAGCUGGAGACGCUGAAGGCCGCUCCCAUCCCCGGUCCGAGCCCCGAGGCGGUGGCCGAGCUGGACGGCAGGAUCGCGGAGCUCCAGGAGAGGCUUUGGGAGGCCCGGGCGCUGCAGGAGAGAGACAGCCGCGAGCUGAACCAGGUUGCCCAGGACAAACUCCACCUCCAAGGCCAGGUGAGGGACCUGCUCAGGGACCUGCGCUCGUCCAGGGCGGAGCAAGAGUCCCUGAGCGCCGCCUCGCAGGAGAAACUCGACGGCGAGCUGAGGAGACUCCGGGAAACCAUCGACGGGCUGAAGGCGCAGCUGGUCGCCGCCGGGGAGGCGUCCGAGGAAGCGGAGGUGAAGCACGAAUCGGAGACGACGAACUACAAGAUCAAGCUGGAGAUGAUGGAGCGGGAGAAGGACGCGGUGCUGGACCGCAUGGCCCAGUCCCAGGAGGCGGAGCUGGACAGGCUGAGGACGCAGCUCCUCUUCAGCCACGAGGAGGAGCUCACCCUCCUGAGGGAGGACCUCCAGAGGGAGAGCCGCCUCAACGCGGAGAACCUUCUGAACGAGGCGGCCGUCAAGCACGAGCGGGCGUCGGAGCUGACGCGGAGCGGCUACGAGAAUAGGCUGCGCUCGAUGGAGGGGGAGCGGGCAGCGUCUGCCUUGGAGCGGGACGAGCUGAUGCACCAGAUCGUGGCGCUGAAAGAAGACUUGAAACUCGCUCUGCAUAGCUCCAGAGCCGAUGAGCUGCUGGAUCAGCAGAGGGAGCUGCAGGUGGAGGUGGAGGAGCUGAGAAAGGGAGGAGAGGAACGAGUUCGGUUGGAGAGGGAGGUCCAGAAAGUGCUCAGGAACUACGAACUGCUGGAAAACCAAAUCAAGGAGAAAGAAACGGGCUGGGGUGAAAAAUGGAAAGCGCAGGAAUCCGAGAAGAUGAUUUUGAGACGGAACAAUGAAGCCUUAAAAGAGGAGGUGGAGUCACAAAAUAAAACGAUUAAGUCUCUUACAUCAGAAAACGAACAAAGGCAGCAACAGGUCGUUGAGCUCAGAGGGGAGGUCGAAAAACAAAAGAGUACUUUCUCUUUUGCUGAAAAAAACUUUGAAGUUAACUACCAGGAGCUGAAGGAGGAGUACUCUUGCCUGAUUGAGGUGAAGGCACAGAUGGAAAAAAUUCGACUAAAAGAGACACUCGACUUCGAAGCAAAAAUCCAAAGCCUCGAGUUACAAAAUUUGGAGGUUAAAGAGCACCGUGAAGUGGAACACAUCUCUGCAGGGGACUCUGCACUUACGGAGAAAGAUGCUACUGAAGUGAUGGAGAAGCUUGAGGUUGCCCUGAGUGAGAAAGACAGCCUGACCGCCAGGCUGUCUGAGGUUACUGAGAGUCUGUUUGUUACACAGAGGGAGGCAGAGCAGCUAGAGGCAGAGCUGACACAGGUCAGGACUGAGAACAAGGAGGUCAUCUCCCGAAACGAAAACCUGGAGGGAGAACUGAAAAGAGAGCGAGAGACCUCAAAGAAAAGGGAGAGCGAAUUAAAAAUGGACAGACGGGCGUCGAGAGCUGCUCAGAGUGAGAGCUCCGAGCCACGGAACGCAGCGCAGUCUCCAGCUUGCGCCGUCCAGGAUCACACCCUCCAGAUCACGUCUCUCCGGGACCAGGUGGAGGGGCUGCGCUCCUCGUUACAGAAAGCCGAAAAGGAGCGCGACUACCUCCGGUCCGCCCGCGAGCUCCAGGGCCAAGUGGGAGCCUCCAAGCCAGCGGCGGCGGAGGCGAAGGUCCAGAAGACCAGGGAGGGACCUGCAGAACGCGACCCCUCAUCGAAGCCCUCGGGGUCAAGCAGGCGCAGGAGACGGCAGAGGGGGAAGCAGGAUCGCCACAGCUCAGCCCAGGCAGGAGAGAGAGCCGAGAGAAAGGAGGAGGAGGUGGAGGAGGAGGAGGAGGGGGCUGGGGCGUGCGAGGGAGAACAGGCUGGAAGCGCUGCAGAGCGGGAGACACAGGCUCAGAUGGAGAGCCUGGUUGAGACGCGCUCGCGGCAGAGGGUCAGGGAGGAAGACGCCGCAGAUGGGUGCCACGACAACGACGUAGAGAACAAGGAGCAGAGGAGCAGAGGGGUGGAGCCAGCGCCCGACGCUGUAGCCCAGCAACGAGAGGCGAGGAUGGAGUCUACAGAGCAUACGGAGUGUAAGCUGCAGCUGGAGGCCCAGCGCAUCAGCCUGUCUCAGAUCCAUGCUGCCCAGCUGGAGCUGCUUCGAGAGCAGGCGGCCGCCCACUCACACACCCUGGUUCAGGGGCAGGGGCAGGCCCGCCUGGAGGAACACAGAGGCACCGGCGCCCCCGAGCUGGCCCGGGCGCCCCCCGCCCAGGGCCCGGGCGGACUGGAGGUGGAGCUGCAGAAGCAGCGGGCUGAGCUGGAGGAGAGGCACAAGCAGGAGGUGGAGCGUCUCCGGUCCUCCCACCGUCAGCAGGCGGAGGAGAGUGAGCGGCGUCACGCCACAGAGCUCAUGGUGCUGCGACAGCGCCUGCAUGAGGACCCCGGCACCCAGAUCAGCCUGACCAGUGUUCCCCAGCUCACAUCUCAGAGGGAGCAAGAGGAGAAAGAACUAAAGCUGCUGGAGGAGGAGGAGCACCAGGAGGAGGAGCACCAGGAGGAGGAGCACCAGGAGGAGGGGAGCCCGGGCGAGGGGCUGGCCUGGCCGGCCAGGUCCGCGGAUCUGACGGCUCAGCUGCAGUCUCUGAGGAGAGCGCUCUACCACAAGUACACGCAGGAGGUGUCGGCUCUCAGGGAGCAGCACAGCGCAGAGAUCCGGAGGCUGAGCCUGGAGAGGGAGCAGGGAGGGAGGAAGGGAGCGGGAGAGGAGGGAGAGGAGGGAGAGGGGGAAGCGUUGUCGAAGGAGGAGGAGGAACGGCUCAACGGCGAGGAGAGGCGCCACCAGGAGAGAGUGGAGGAGGAGAUCGCCAAGGUCAUAGUUAAGAUGUCCGUGGAGUUCGCCCAGCAGAGCGAGCUGGCCCGCAUGGCCAGGCGAGCGGGAGAGACCUCCUCCGCCGUGCAGACCCAGUCUGAGGAGGAGGAGGAGGAAGAGGGGAUGCCCCCUCCGAGGCCCCCCACACAGGGAGCAGCGCUAGAGGAGGUGGAGAGAAGGUUCCGGAAGCAGAAGGAGAAACUGGAGAAGGAGCUGGAGGAGAAGAAUAAAGCCCUUCACAGACUGAUGGAGCAGGUGGAACAUUCUGGAGGAAGAGAAGAACAGAAGAGAGGAGAGGCGGAGGAAGAAGAGGGGGAUGAAGAGGAGGGAAAGGAGAAGAGGGCUCUGGGGGAGCGGUCACACGAUGGUGGAGAGUCGACCUGCUCUGAUGUCAUCACCACUGAGAGGAACCUCCUGCGGAAGGCCAACGCGAGCCUCCGCCAGGUGCUGCGCGAUGUGCUGAAGACGACAGCGGCGGCCGAGGAAACCAUUGGGCGCCACGUGGAGGGGCUACUGGAGGCCUCUACCAGGGGGCGCCACCCUCCACCACAGAGGCCCGAGAGAGCAGAUGUCUCCACGGAGAGUUGCCAUGGCAGCGAGACCAGGGGGGACGACGCGAGCGUGUGGUCCGGUGAGACGGACGAGGGCCUGGAGGUGUCCGACAGCCUGCUGCAGGGGGCGGAGCUUCAGAAUGAGGAGUACCUCAUGAAUAUUAGCGCCCGCCUCCAAGCGGCCGUGGAGAAGCUUCUGGUGGCCAUCACCGAAACCACCAAUCAGCUGGAGCAUGCCCGUCUCACCCAGACUGAGCUGAUGCGAGAGUCCUUCAGACACAGCCAGGAGAUGGGGGACCUGCUGCAGAGGCAGGAGGAGCUGCAGGAGAGGCUGGGGGAGGAGGCUCGCGCCAGAGAGCAGCUGGCCCUGGAGCUACACCGGGCAGAGGGUCUGAUAGACGGCUACACAGGUGAGCGGGCAGCGCAGGAGCAGCAGUUACGUCACAAGGAGGAGCUCCACCUGAGCCUGGAGCAAGAGCUGCAGGUGACGAGCAGCCGCCUUCGCGAGCUGGAGCAGGAGAGGCUGCUGGCUCAGCAGGAACGGGAGCUGCUGUCACGGCAACAGGACGCCAUGAGGGAGACGGCCGGGCCCCGAGAGAUGUGCCUAGUUGAAGCUGCAGGGGUAGCUGCACCUGAAGCAGAUCUCCUGGAGGAGACGGAGAAACUGAUGAAGGAGAAGGUGGAGGUGCAGCGGCAGGCCGAGAAGGAGAGCCUGGAUCUGCUGAAGCAGGUGAAGCUGCUGGAGGGUGAGCUGGAGGAGCAGGUGAACAAGGCCAUCGAGCUGGACCACGCUCAGAAGACGGAGAACGGAGACCUGAGGCAGCAGAUCCAAGCCCUGGAGAAGCAACUGGAGAAAAACAGAAAGUUUCUCGACGAACAGGCGGUCGAUCGGGAACACGAAAGAGACGUCUUCCAGCAGGAGAUCCUGAAACUGGAACAGCAGCUGAAGAACCCUCAGAAGCUGCAGGCCGGCUCGGAACAGAGAACCAGAGAGGUGGAUCAGCUGACCUCCCAGCUGAAGCAGAAGGCUGACUGGUGCAGCGAGCUGCUGCUGAGCUCUGAGCAGCUGCAGCGAGAAGUCAGCGAGCGCAACGAGGAGAUCGACAAGCUGGAGGGCCGUGUCCGCGAGCUGGAGCAGGCGCUGCUGACCAGCACAGAGACACUGGACACGACGGAGGAGAAGAGGCAGCAUGUGUCUGUCGAGGCCGAGGACCCUCCUCUGGAGGCCCAGCUGCAGGACCCUCCUCUGGAGGCCCAGCUGCAGACCGAGAGGGAGGCGUUGGACAGGAAGGAGAAAGAGAUCGCCAACCUGGAGGAGCAGCUGGAGCAGUUCAGGGAGGAGCUGGAGAACAAGAGCGAGGAGACUCACCAGCUCCAGAUGCAGCUGCAGAUCCAGAGGAAGGAGAUCAGCACCCAGCAGGACACCCUGGACGUCAAGCACAACCUGAUCAGGGUUUUGGAGGAGAGGGACAGGGAAAUAGAUGUUCUUAAUGAACAGAUCGCUAAGCUUCAACACGCGGAAACAGCAUCUGAUAACAAGGACAUCAACGAGAAGGACGAGUUGAUCCGGGAGCUGGAGUCUCGGGUGGAGUUCAUGCGGAACGAACGGGAUCGUCUGAAGAGGAACAGCGAGGAGGAGUUGUACCAGCUCAACGCCGUCAUCGAAAAACUCCAGGAGGAGCUCGCUAACAUCGAGCAGAAACAGGCGGCGGAGGAGGAGGACGAGGAGGAGCCGCCGCGUCCAGAGAGCCAGACGGGAGGACCCAGCAGGGACGAGUACGACAAAAUGAAGCAGAGGGUGGACCUGGCCACCCACGAGCUCGUCACGCUCAAAGCGGAGCACGGCUCCCUCUUGGACACGUACCUGCGCUUGAAGGAGAGCGCCUUGGCUUUGGCGGAGUCAGAAAAGCUGGACGAGGCCUUGGAGUCGGAUUUCGAAGACGCUCUGAGGGAGAAGACGGCCGCCUUUUUGGUGAUGCAGGCCCAGGUCCAGGCCCUGGAGCAGAGCGCCACCUCCAGGGUGGAGGAGUUGAGCCGCCGCGUCCAGGACCUGGAGGGUCUGGUCGGGGAGAGGGACUCGGAGCUGGCCCGCUGUCGUUUCCUGGUGGAGAAGGCCCAGGAAGAUGCCGAUGAGCUCCAGCACAAGGUCUCCAACCUGGAGGACAAGCUCAGGGACAGGGUUGCCGCGACGCUGGUCAGCCAGGCCCAACUGGGGGCCGUCCAGCAGCAGUCCCACGCCUCCAAGGACCAGGGAUCCAACGAGACGGACCUGGAUACCCAGAGAGAGUCCGAGGCAGCGGCCCACGACUUCGGGUUCCCGGGGAUCCCCAAGAUGGACUUCGGCGUGCUGGGCGUAGCCAAACGGGGUCCGGCCGGGAAGGUGGUGCUUCUGACAGAGAAGCUAAGGGAGCUGGAGGUGGGGCUCAGCAGCAUGCAGAGGGACCAGGAGCUGCAGAAACAGCUGCUGUCCAGCUCGGAGGUGGAGGUGAUGGAGUACGAGAGGAGGCUGGCCACGCUCAUGGAUCUGCUCAACCAGAUGAAGCCGGCCGGGCACCUGAGGACCAGCCUGCAGGCAGGGGCAUCGUCCACCAGCGACACCUCAGUGUCCAACGUUCUCCAAGAGCUACAGGAAGUGAGAGAGGAAGCUGCCGUUACCAGGCAACAGCUGAGCAACUUCAAGGAGAGCAGCAGCAGACUUCAGGAAGAGCUCAAGGCAAAAGAGAUCGCUGUAGCAAAGCUCCAAGAAGACCUUCAAAGGGCGUUGGCUAGAGGCGCUGAGGACGCCAAGAUGGCCGAGAUGCGGCGAGAGCUGAGGGACUUCAAACAGGAGGCCUCCGCCGCCAAAGAGGAGCUAAGCAGCUGCAAGGAGCGCUGUGACAAACUCCAGGAGCUGCUUCAGGAGAGAGAGAUGGCCAUCGCACAUCUCAAGGGUGAACUUCACCAGGCAUCGUCGGAGGGCUUGGGGCCUGAGAGGUCCGAACUCCUCCAGGAGCUCCAGGACGUCCGAGACGAGGCGGCCUCCACCAAGGAGCAGCUCACCAGCUUCAGGGAGAGUACGGACGAGCUCCAGGGUGAACUCCAAGCCCGCGACCUGUCCAUCGCACAGCUCCAGGAGGAGGUGCGCAAGCUGGGAGCAGCCUUGGCCAAGGCGGACGUGCCUCCCUCACCGUCCCCGUCGCCUCAGCCCCUCUCCUCCUCCGCCGCCUCCUCUUCCUCCCAACCCAAGAAGAAAGGAGGGAAGCAAGGGAGCAGGAAAGCUGGAGACGUCAAAGACAAGCAAACCCUCGUGAGGAAGAGCUCCGCUCCCUCCUCCUCUUCCCCCUCCGAGAAACCUCGGACGCCCCCGCUGAACAACGGCUCCGAACGGCCGCGCUCCCCGACCGCGGACUCGUCCACGCAGACGGAGCCAUCGCCGCGGGCGCCCGGCCGGCGUGCGGACGAGGAGGCGGAGGGGGCGUGGGAGGUCGUCAGGGAGUACCAGGAGAAGAUCGGCCAGAUGCUGGAGCUGCACGCGGCCGAGAUCCUGGACAUGGAGGCGCGGCACAUCGCGGAGAGCGAGGCGCUGAGGAGGGAGAGCGAGGCGCUGAGGAGGGAGGGACAGCACACGGAGGAGGAGUGCAGGGCUCUCAAGGCCGUCAUCGAUAAACUGUGCUCCAGCGAGGCCGCUUCAUCCAGACCCGAGCGUCCUGCAGCAUCACAUCUCAAGGACGGCUACACCAGUGACAGCAGCUCAGACUGGAGCCAGAGGACAGGGUACGACCUCCCUAACCUGCAGCAGGAGUUCAGGAGCACCCCAGAAGGAGCCAGGAGGGAGACGGACGACGCCCUCCCGGAUAGAAUCAAGACUCUUCUCCGGGAGGUUCACCAGGAGGGCAUGCAGGUCCUCUCCCUGUCGGAGCUGCCGGCGGGGGAGGCUGAGGCCGGCCCUGCGGGCCUCCACGGCCAGGGCUGGGCCAGGGAGAGGGAGGCUCUGGUGGCCACCGUAGACUCCCUCAAAAACCUCCUCACCCAAAUGAACAGAGACACACAGACCUCAGGGGGGGGUGACUGGCGUGCGGAGCUGCUGGGGGCGGUGCAGCAGGUGUUUGUGAGGGAGCGCAGCGUGCUGAAGAGCGCCCUCUACGCCCGCCUGGACCUGCUGGACACCAGCGACGCCAUCAUCCACCUCAACCAGCUGGAGCGCCGGCUAGCCGAGCAGGACUCCCACCAUAGGGAAGCGAUGGGGAACCUCUACGCUGCUGAUCGGAGCAGUCUGCUGUCAGAGGUCCAGCAGCUUCGUGCUCAGAUGGAACACUUGCAAACACCGGACCCCAGCCUCAGAGACACCCCCAGCCAAGGUGUCCAGUCUGGUGUUGAGGCAGGUUCUCCAGAGCCCAGGGGGAGAAGUGUCCCCCAGGGGGGUGCUGGAGGCCCUCCGGAGGCCCCCCAGAUGGGCAGGGCACCCCAAAGGGGGGGUGGGGGUCCCCUGGAGCCCCCCCAGGCAGACAGGGGGCUCCUGGAGGAGCUGAGAGGAGAGCUGGCUCAGACCAAGCUGGAGCUGGAGACCACACUGAAGGCUCAGCACAAACACCUGACAGACCUGGACAUGCUGAGGGCGGAGGUGUCUCAGAAGGCCUCCGAGGUGGACUCCCUUACAGACCGCCUGUCAGACGAGCAGAAGAAGACCAGGGAGCAGCAGUGGGCCUUGGAGAAGGAGAGGUGUAAAUCUGACAGGAGGGAGGAGACGGGAAGAGAGGAGCUGGAGGACCUCAAACUGACCGUGGAGGACCUGCAGAGCCAGGUGGCCCAGCUGACCUCGGGCCUGGACCAGGAGCGGCAGGCCGCCUCCAAGCUCUCCCUCCAGGCCCAGCAGGAGGGCCUCAGCCUGCACAGCCGUCUGUCAGAGCUCCAGGUUCAACUGGAGUCGGAGCGAGCCCGGGCCCAGGAGCUGAGCAGCGCCCUGGGGAGGGAGAAGGAGAUGCGCCGGGGCGGAGGUCAGCCCCAGGAGGGGGAGGAGGGGGAGGAGGGGGAGGAGGGGGUGAGGUCGGCUGAAGCUGUUCUGGACAGUCUGCAGAGGGAGCUGGAUGAGAAGCAUGCACAGGUGGUGCGUCUGCUUGGGGAGGUGGAGACCCACAAGCUGGAGGCGGUCCGUCGUCAGGAGGUGCUCACCUCCACAGGUCAGAGGUCACAGCAGGACCAGGAGGCUCUGCAGGCCGGCCGCGCCCAGCUCCAGGAUCUGCAGGAGGCCCUGCAGGAGACGCAGGCCCAGCUGAGGAAGGAGGCGCAGAGGAGCAAGGCUCUGGAACAGGAGAAGGAGAGGCUGGAGGAGAGAGUGGCCCGUCUGGGGGAGGCGGGGGAGACGGCGGGGAGAGGGACGCAGGGAGCAGAUGGCCAGAACCAGCCCAGCGUGUGGACAGAGCCCACAGACAGGACCAGGGACUGGGUGUUCCAUCAGAAGAGCACCGACACUCAGACCGCCAUGUCCGGCACGCCCUCCCUCCACGAGCCCACUGGGUCGGGGGUCACCACCGCGCCCCUCGACCCCAGAUCCUCCACGGACAUGGUCAUGGGGAAACUGCAGCUCAUCGCCGGCAGGAUCCGGGCUCUGGCCUCAAAGGCACCUGACAGGCUGACCACAGAGGUGGACAGAGAGGAGCUAACCUGGCUCCAGUCCAACGUUGAUGAGGUCAUCAGCAUGCUGCAGCGGUUCCUGGGACUCCCGCCCGCCCCUGAGAGCGCCGCCCUGCUGGCUGGAGGCUCCCUGACGGAGCGCCUGCUGAGGCAGAACGCCGAGCUCACGGGCUUCGUCAGCCGGCUGACGGAGGAGAAGAACGAGCUGCGGAACCAGACGCUGCGGCUGGAGGAGGAGCUGAGGCGCUACCGGCACGCCGGCCUGGGCGGCGGGCUCAGCCUCGGCAGCAGGAGGGGCGUGGCAGGCGGGGACACGGCGGGCGCCCUGUUCUCCCAGGAGCGGGAGGCGUGGGGCCGGGAGAGGAGCCGGCUGGAGAAGGGGCUCCGCGCGGCCCAGGCUGAGCUCUCUCGUCUCCGGGGGGAGCUCAGGACGGAGGCCUUCAGAGACGCGAGCGGGCCGGACGCAGACAACACCGCGUUGAAGAGAAUGUAUGGGAAGUACCUGCGUUCCGAGAGCUUCCGGAAGGCCCUCAUCUACCAGAAGAAGUACCUGCUGCUGUUGCUGGGCGGCUUCCAGGAGUGCGAGGAGGCCACGCUGUCGCUGAUCUCCAGGAUGGGCGGCCGGCCGUCCGUCUGCAGCCUGGAGUCGCAGCGCCGCAGGGGCCUGACGCGCUUCCGCUCAGCCGUCAGGGUCUCCAUCGCCCUCUCCAGGAUGCGUUUCCUGGUCAAGCGUUGGCAGAAGGCCACAGGGAUGAGCUCUGCGUCUCCAGGCACAGUCAACAGAAACAGCCUCGCCCUGACACCAGGGAGCGAUGUGAGGGACUCCCCCUUCCUGCACCCUGGCAGUGUGGAGGUGUUUGCCGACAGACAGGGAGCGACCAGCAGAGGGCGCUCUGGCAGAGACUCCCCCAGAUCAGCCAUGUCCUCCACACAACACAGGUUCCACCUGGUGGGAGACCCCGGUCCUCUGAGCUGCUCCCACCUGCAGAGUUACGACCCGGACAGAGCGCUCACAGACUACAUCUCCAGACUGGAGGCCCUGCAGAGGAGGCUGGGGGGCGUGACGUCAGGAUCAUCUUCAUAUGCUCAAUUGCACUUUGGAAUGAGAAGGUAGAAGCCCAGACGCUUGAAGAUACUCAGUUGCCUUUACUCAUGCUGGGCGGUUUCGUACCAUGCUAUGUACAGCACCAUAUUUCGUGGGGACCAAAUACCAUUUUUUGUGUACAUCUUAUUAUCGGGCUUUUCGUCGCCGGCACUUGAAACAGCUUCUACAUUUGUAAUAUCGUUCUGCCUCUUUGUUGUGGAUGAGCUACAAUCAUGUUUAAUGUAUAUUUGUGGAAUGCUAAUUUAAAGAUAUAUACCCUUGAUUAAUUUAUACUGUGGAUGUUUUGUUUGUGUGGGUGGAAGAAUACUUAAGGAAUGUUUGGGUUUGUUGUUGAGGAGACUGCUACUGGAUAUAUACACUACACUGUGUUUACUAGGCCAGGUUCCUGGACAGGCGACAUUUGCAGAAAACAUAUUUUUGUAAAGGGUAGGAGCUUUGAAUUUUCUGGGUAUUUUGUCAAAAACUGAAAUAAAUAUGAUAAGAUUUGAAACUUG
This is a messenger RNA of Osmerus eperlanus (European smelt), 12650 nucleotides long. It is a transcript of the gene akap9, whose product is annotated as A kinase (PRKA) anchor protein 9. The record is from RefSeq and is a predicted model, not a curated record. Gene Ontology annotation, molecular function: molecular adaptor activity. The transcript is spliced from 53 exons. Lineage: Eukaryota; Metazoa; Chordata; Actinopteri; Osmeriformes; Osmeridae. Bases 193 to 12165 code for a protein of 3990 amino acids. Gene Ontology annotation, biological process: signal transduction.